This is a messenger RNA of Sabethes cyaneus, 1228 nucleotides long. It is a transcript of the gene AlkB, whose product is annotated as nucleic acid dioxygenase ALKBH1. Gene Ontology annotation, biological process: oxidative RNA demethylation. Lineage: Eukaryota; Metazoa; Arthropoda; Insecta; Diptera; Culicidae. Gene Ontology annotation, molecular function: broad specificity oxidative DNA demethylase activity; ferrous iron binding; oxidative RNA demethylase activity. Gene Ontology annotation, cellular component: nucleus; cytoplasm. The record is from RefSeq and is a predicted model, not a curated record.
GUCGUCGCUUUGUUUUUUCCUGCGAAGGUAAAAAACUUAUUAUUCUAGUUGGUGUUAUAUUCGAUUGAACAUAAAAAUGAGUUUGUGUGUGCCGUGUUCCUAUUAAAUCAAUUUAAAAUGUUCCAAGAAGCAUUUAAGUACUAUAAAGCUAAAAAUCCGCCUCCAGAACUAAACAACGUAAUAGAUUUGAGCAGAGAAGAUGCACUUGGACUAGAUUCCCGGUUGAAGGACAUUUCGAAGACGAUCGUUCCAAACAUCCGUUUUCCGGGCGUGAUAGAUACCAAACUCUGGCGUGCGUUCGAGUUAGUGAAUCGACCUGGAUUGGUCAUCAUCCAAAAUCCUUUUACUGAGCAUGGCCAGCGGUAUUGGAUAGCUCGAAGUGUUUGCGAUUAUCCGAAGUACCCAAAUCGUACUAACCUGCCGGCUUAUGUGAUAGCCAGGUAUUCAUCUCACAGCAGUGAAUCAGAAAAUGAACAGCAAAGUUUCGACUGGUGGAAGACGGGACAAGCUAUCGAGGAGCCACAAGAACGUAUCAAAUUUUUGAAAACUUUAAGGUGGACCACUCUGGGCUAUCACUAUGAUUGGACGAACAAAGUAUAUGACGAAGCAGCCAAGGCACCUUUCCCGACUGAUCUCGCUUGUCUGUGUCGUCAUUUUGCCAAAUCUCUUGGCUUUGACCAAUUUCAACCGGAGGCCGCUAUCGUAAAUUACUACCCAGUGGGAAGUACAUUAGCUGGACACACGGAUCAUUCAGAGAAAAACCUGGAUGCGCCGCUGUUUUCAUUUAGUUUUGGUCAACCAGCCGUCUUUUUAAUUGGCGGUCUUACCAAGGACGAACAACCGGAUGCUUGUUGCUGUCUGUUGCUGCGAAGCGGUGACGUAAUCGUCAUGACACAGGCUAGUCGACUGUGCUAUCAUGCGGUUCCUCGAGUUUUUACAGAUUGCACCGCACAGCAACUGUGGAACGAGAAGCAGCAGCUUGCGAACAACCAGUCAUUAGAGGAACCGGAAGCACAAACUAUCCUGUGCAGUGGUACUAUUUCGGCUGUUGCCGCCACCGCUUGCCACCAAACGACAGGCAAAAACCUUCACUGGAGUGCCUUCGUUGAUUACAUUAGUAAUAGUCGAAUCAACAUCAAUAUUAGACAAGUUUUAAAUGAAGGGGAAAAUCAGCUGUAAAUGAGAGCGGAGCUUCCGGUAUUGUGCCGAAUUAAAAUUUUAAAUUUCG